Passer domesticus (house sparrow) is the source of this 1654-nucleotide messenger RNA. It is a transcript of the gene MRPL38, whose product is annotated as mitochondrial ribosomal protein L38. Bases 87 to 1223 code for a protein of 378 amino acids. The transcript has 9 exons. Gene Ontology annotation, cellular component: mitochondrial large ribosomal subunit. NCBI's taxonomy places the organism in Eukaryota, Metazoa, Chordata, Aves, Passeriformes, Passeridae. The record is from RefSeq and is a predicted model, not a curated record.
GGCGGGCGGGCCUUCCAAGCUAGGCCUGCGCGGCGCAGCGCCCGUCACGAUGGCAACGGGGUCCUUCUCUGAGCGCGGCGCACAACAUGGCGGCGCCCUUGCUGAGCGCGGCGCUCCGCGGGGCCCGCGGCGGGCGGAGCUUCGGAACGGCCGCCGUGCUGUGGAGGAGGGCAGCCCCGCUGGGGCCCCUGCCCAACGAGGCCGUGGCCGCGGGGGAGCCGCAGGCGCUGCAGCGGUACCGCAGCUUCGCGCGCUACCUGCGGCAGGCGCGGCGCGCGGCGCGGCAGCCGCGCUGGUGGAACACCUACCACGGACACACCGACCCCCCCCCAGAGCCCCAGACAGACAUUGGCCUGCCACGUGAGAGGCUGUCCCGGGCAAAGGAGCUCAAGGAAAGGAAGAGGAUCCUGAGGGAGAACCACCAGAAUGCAGAGAUGGAGCGAGCGGCACGGCUCCAGACUGCACUCAUUCCCCUGGAGGAGGUCAGGGCUGAGUGGGAGAGGACCAGUGGCCCGUUCCACAAGCAGCGCGUGGCCAGGCACUGCGGCGUGUUCCGGGACCUGUUCAAGGGAGCCACCUUCACCCCCUGGGUGGCCCUGAGCGUGCAGUACAGCCAGGAGGAUGAGUACCUCGUGCCAGUCUACUAUGGGAACAUGGUGACUCCGUCAGAGGCUUCCAGUCCCCCUGCAGUGUCGUACGAGGCAGACAAAGGCUCCCUCUGGACCUUGUUGCUCACAAAUCCAGAUGGACAUUUGAGGGAUGCAGACUCGGAGUACCUCCACUGGCUGGUGACCAACAUCCCAGGCAGUGACAUCAAGGCUGGCAAGGAGAUGUGCCACUACCUGCCCCCCUUCCCUGCCAUGGGGACGGGCUACCACCGCUUCAUCUUCCUGCUCUUCAAGCAGCACGGUCCCAUCGACUUCAGCCAGGACGCUCGGCCCACGCCCUGCUACAGCCUGAAGAUGAGAACCUUUAGCACAUUUGACUUCUACAAAAAGCACAAGGAUGCCAUGACCCCGGCAGGGCUGGCAUUUUUCCAGUGUCAGUGGGACAGCUCUGUCACUUCCACCUUCCAUCAGCUGCUCAACAUGAGGGAGCCCGUGUUCGAGUUCGUGCGGCCGCCCCCCUACCACCCUCCGCAGGUGAAGUUCCCUCGGCACCAGCCCCUGAGGUACCUGGACAGGUACAGGGACACACAGGAGCCCACCUACGGCAUCUACUAGCAGCUGGCCCCUCUGUGUCCCUGGAUGCUGGCUCCUGGAUUUCCUGUGCUCCCCUCAGUGCCUCAGGAGGGAAAUGACAAAGUCUCAGCCCCUCAGCUCCCAGUUUCCCUGUGCUGGGAGCUGGCGUUGGGUGCUCACAGGACUGGCAGCUGCUUAAUGAGAGCAUUCAAAGUGAGUCCAUGGCCAGGCUGAAACCUUGCUCCUGAUUCUGCAGCAGUGGCUGGCAGGCUGCAUCUCCCCAGAGAUGCUCUGCCUUGCUUCCCUGCAAGCAUCACAGUUUCCCUUUUGCCUGUUAUGGAACAAACAGAGCCAGGCCAGCCUGGAUUUGCUCCUCUCACAAUGCUGUGGUUCAGGACUGUGUCAGAUUUUAUUUGUGCAGUCCUCCUGGAGAGAUGAGUCUGAUUAAACACUCUCUGAGCAGUGCUGGCAAA